UAAUAAAUAAGUCUGUAAAUAAGCAUGAUUAGGGGAUGGGGAGAUGGGCCUGUUGGUAAAAUGAUUGAUUUGAUACAGCCUCUCACUCCAUAGCUCUGGCUGACCUCCAAGUCGUGGCAAGUCUCCUCCCUCAGCCUUCUGAGCACUGACAUUACAAGCAUGGAGCACCACACUGAACUAGAUUAAUAUUUACCGAACACCUGUUGUGUAACUCAGGCUGUGCUAAGUGAAGUUAAGAACAAUUUUAUUAAUUAAAUGUGUUAUCUAUACAAAAUAAAUUUAUUAAUUAUCAACUUUAUUAUUUAAAAUACUGGUUGUACCCUCAGUCAGAUGUGCUUCAGGGAGAAGGCAGAUGUGGGUAUUUGAAAAAAGAAAAAGAAAGAUCAUACAUUGAGUCAAGUGUGUCAUAAGGGGAUUUCAGGGGGAAGAGUUUCAGUCCUAGGAAAAUGUUCAAAUUCUAACUCGAGCAGUGUUCACACAAUAACUUGGCCACUCCCACAAGUUCUGUGCCACCAUGGCCCAGUGGCUGGGUUGGUGUCCAGGUUUCUCUUUCCAUUGCCUGCAGAGUACCUUCUCACACCAAAGAGACUGAAACAGUGGUUCUCAACCUGUGGACCCUUUGAGGGUUGAACUACCUUUUAUAGGGGUCACAUAUCAAAUAUCCUGCAUAUCUGAUAUGUACAUUAUGAUUCAUAACAGUAUCAAAUUACAGGUACGUAGCAACAAAAAUAAUUUUAUGGUUGGAGGUCACCACAACAUGAGGAACUUUAUUAAAGGUGCAGAAUUAGGGAGGCUGGGAACCACAGGACUAUAGCAAAGUGGUGAGGGCUCCGUGCGGGCACCAGUUCAACCUCUCUACGUCCAAUGGUCUAUGUGUCAUUGUUGCCCUCCGCAAUGUUUGGUUUACCUUGAGGCCCACACCAUGAGAGGGAGCCCAUUCUUACACUGCCUGAAUGGCCAGAGACUCAACGAAACGAUUCCUAAUGAUAUUCUGCUAUACUCAUAAAUGCCUUGUCCAGUUGUCAUGGGAGAGGUUUCCUCAGAAGCAGAUGGGAGGGAGGGAGUGCAGAGACCCACAGCAGACAUUAUGCAUGGAGAUAAUCUAAAAUGGAGGCUUCCAUUGGGUCCUUCCCCUGGGAGAUGAGGGAACAACACAGAAGAGGGAGAGGAACGAUCGCAGGAAUCAGAGGAGAUGGAGGACACCAGGAGAACACAACCCACUGUAUCAAUUAAGCAAGGCUCAUAUGGGCUCACAGAGAAGACUGAAGAGGGCAGGAUUAGACUUACUGCCAGAGAACAAGUACACAAAGUUGUUAUGGAAACCAGGACGCCUCCAUGCAGCACACAUUUGCAGAGGAUUUUCAAGGCCAUCUCAUUCAGCAAGAUCAACUCCAUCCGCUUAGCCGUACGCCAGUGCACCCUCAUGCAGGCUGUAUUCUUAUGGGUUCUUUGACCGGCUGUCCUCAAGUAAAGGUAAAUUCAACACUCAGGGGAGGGCAACUCCAUCACCAAAGCGCCGCUUGUGUGUAGGGUCUUUGCACUGCAUGUCAGAAGCUUGCUCACACUUGCCUCAGCCAUUGUCUGCGUUCUGGUUUCUGUAAUCUGAGAAUGAGGUGGCAGUUGUGAUUGUCUUCUGAGAGAAACGUUUCCUCCAACAGAGCCACAGCCUGUGUUGUCCCGUACCGGGAUACGGCGCGCGUGUCUCUUUGCAUUCUUUCCGUCGUCAUGGAGAACAGACAGUGACAGCUGCCUCUGGCCAUCAAUUUUUGUCUUUGGGAACUGGAAAUUUUUCCAGCUGUCUCUGAAAACAGGAUUUUUGUUUUGUUUCAUUUGUCCCACUUUUGAGAAGGUAAAUGCAUGAUGAGGAUUUUUGUGGCUUUUGAAGGAUCUUUUGAGGCAUUUGAUGUUUCAGCACACGAAUCUGUGGAAGCCAUCAAGCAGAUGGUAAAGGAUUAUUUCCACAUCCCUCUUUCUGAAGACCAACAAGGCAGGUGGUAUUUAGAGCUGAUGUACGCCGGAGCUGCCCUAAGGAACAACUGGAGGCUGUCGGAUGUUGGGAUAUCUUUCUGCGCAACUCUCAAAUGCUUCGUUAAGAAAGAAGACAAGCCUACCCUGUAUGUGUUUAACGCUGUGACCCAGGAGAUGAUGCCAAUGAUGGAGAGCAUGUCUAUUCUGGAUAAAAAGGUGUCCGACCUGAGAAGGCUGGUAACUCUGAAGUGUGGCUUCCCCGUGAGCGUCUACUGUCUGCGGACACCAGAGGGACUGGAGAUGUAUGAUUGCAACACCCUCAGGGACUACCGGACUGCUAUCGGCACAACACUUCGUUUGGAUGUCUGGGAUGGAUGGAAGGAAUUUCUCAUGGGAUGUCUUCUCGGGCAAAAGCCUAAAGUCCAGCGAUACUUAUCAAAAGAAGGACCAGUACUCAAGUACCAGAAAAGGGUAGCCCUGUACAUCGCUGCCUUUCACGGACACACUGAACUCUCUGAAUGGGCUCUGAAGCAGGGCGUGCAGCCCCACGAGGCGGUUGGUGUUCACCCUUAUCGAGCCUGGUGCCACGAAGCCCUUCACGCCGAUGUCUCUGACUGCCCUGUUCACGCAGCUGCAGAAGCCGGCCAACUGUUAAUUCUGAAGGCCUUUGUCAACUGCGACGUCCUGUGCCUGCAAUGUAAAAAUGCAGCCGGGCAAACGCCCCUGGCCAUCGCAGCGAAACGCCAGCAUGAAGCCUGUGUGUUAUAUUUACUGAAUAAAACGUGGUCCACAGUUUCUUUUCUAAAACUUUCAGUUCCGAUGAGGAUUUACAUUAAAAUAAAGCAGUGGAUUCUCAGAGCUCAGAGUCAUAGGGGCCAGAAAAGCCAGCUUGGCAGAGCAAGAAUCUCUGGGGCAAAAGUUGGAGACACCGUGGUGGUGGAUGGAUUUACCGAGCCAAAAAUGACUUCCAGGAGUUGGCACAAGGCUGGAGACAAGAGCUGGCAAAGCACUCGGAGCAAACUACCACCUUGCAAGCAACAAUCAAGCAGGAAACCCGUCGAUUCUUUAGUAAUUUCGCAAAGGGACACCAGAAAACAAAUCACACUCCCAUCCUUAGUACAAACAAAUACGUCUUUAGAACCACAACAUCCUCAACAAGAAAGCCAGCAAAAUAAAACUGCCCCAGCUGGGAGAAAAGAAAAGUACGUAAGAAAUGCCUAUCUCCCCCAGGUCCCGCUCCCUCCAGUCUCCCGAGUGGAUUAUCCCCACCGAAUGCUCCACCACGCUCCACCUGGUGCCAACCACUUGCUAAGAUCCUUCUUCGCAUCUUUCUCAGAGCACCGUGGGAGGACUCCGAGAGAGAACGCCAUCUACUGCUUAGCUGUGGCAAGCGCCUUUAAGGAGAAGCGAUGGCUCCAGCAAUUAGAAAUAGCAAGAGUCCUGGCCAAAAAGAGCAUUUCUAACCUGACUGUCCAAGGAGGUCCAGCAAAGUGUGACAACCUUCCAGAAAUUUUGCUUUGAAAAGCCACAUCAGCCCUGGUUUGGAGCAUGAUAUGGUCAAAUAGAAUCUCCAAUUCUAAUGUCAACAUAUUUAACUACAUUUCUAGUGCUACAUGGCUUUAACCAGAUGUUGAACGUUUAACAGCAAGCUUUCUUAGACACUGUACUAUUCAAAGUUCUCUAGAGGAGCAGAACCCACAAAAUGACUAUGUAUUUAAAGGGUUUAUGAGGUUGGCUCACAAGAUGCUUGGCUGGUCCAACAGCAGCUCUCUUCACACUGAUGAAACUGGUGCCUUCUCAAUCCAGGAGGAGGGACAGACAGUUCCACCAUUCCAACCUGGUGCCAAGGCGUGAAGGAUUCCUGGUCUUCAUAUCAGUAACCAGAAGAAAAUGGAUUUCUCUAUCAGGGAAGAAAGGCAGCAGCAACAACAACAGGGGGAAUUGAGGCACAAGGACAAGCA
Messenger RNA from Arvicola amphibius (Eurasian water vole), 3929 nucleotides. RefSeq names its product ankyrin repeat and ubiquitin domain containing 1 (gene Ankub1). The record is from RefSeq and is a predicted model, not a curated record. The transcript is spliced from 7 exons. Bases 1858 to 3489 code for a protein of 543 amino acids. Gene Ontology annotation, molecular function: protein binding. Lineage: Eukaryota; Metazoa; Chordata; Mammalia; Rodentia; Cricetidae.